Molecule: messenger RNA, 1666 nt
Organism: Rhipicephalus microplus (southern cattle tick)
Lineage: Eukaryota; Metazoa; Arthropoda; Arachnida; Ixodida; Ixodidae
Gene: Mesh1
Product: Metazoan SpoT homolog-1
Molecular function (GO): guanosine-3',5'-bis(diphosphate) 3'-diphosphatase activity
Source: RefSeq, a predicted model, not a curated record
CGCAAGCGGGCGAGCGAGCGUGUCGUGAGUGUUCUGUGGCGUAUCGUACGCGAGCGAACUUGCCCGAGCUUCUUUCGAUCGGUUGUCAGGGGCGAAGUUUGGAAAGACACGAGUGUUGCUUUGUUGAGGGUGGUGCGUAGACGUCAAGCUGCAGUUCAUACAAAGGGCAAGCAUGCAGUGUAAUGAGGAAAAGCGGCACUGACUCGACAGAUACGACGUUCUUUCAGCGGUGUGCGAGUGCUGGACACGGACACACAAUGGAGGAAGAGAUAGCAAGGACACUGAUUGAAACCGUUAACUUUGCUGCUACAAAGCACAGGAGACAGCGCAGGAAAGACGAAGACGCAACCCCUUACAUCAAUCAUCCGAUUGGUGUAGCCAGAAUUCUUACUCACGAAGCGAACAUCUACGAUAUUGCAACGUUGCAGGCUGCGAUCUUGCACGACACGGUUGAAGACACAGAUACCACAUUUGAGGAGAUAGAGCGACACUUUGGCAGCAAAGUGCGCUCCAUUGUGGAGGAAGUGACGGAUGACAAGAGCCUGCCGAAACAAGUCCGCAAACAGCUGCAGAUCGAACACGCGCCCGGCUGCAGCCGAGAGGCGAAACUUGUGAAGCUCGCCGACAAACUGUACAACUUGCGAGACCUCCAACGGUGCACGCCAGUAGGCUGGAGCCGCACCAGAGUGCAGGAAUAUUUCGAGUGGGCCGAGAAAGUUGUGCAUGGACUCCGGGGCACCAACAAACCGAUGGAGGAUGCUCUGGACGAAGUGCUAAAGGCAAAGGGCGCAUUUUGAAUUUCUCUUUAGUUGCUGUUCUUAGUUUUAGUUAGAAGCGAGAACUUCCGCAGCUAGUCGGCUUAUUGCAGUGAUGCAGACGGAACAAGAAAGUCGAUCUCAGAGAAAGGGUGUAGCAGUGAUCUUUCUGCAGGAAGCACUAGGUCUUUGUCCUAUAUAAUCCUGCAUUACAGUUUGUUGUUCAUGAUAUAUAUAUAUUUUCUAUUUUGUCUGAAUGAGUGUUAUAUUUCUAGGUUGCUCCUAAUUGCCCAUUGUGUCCCCUGUUACCUUGCAAUGCAUCAAUGCUUUCUCUUUACAUCUAACUGCCCAUUCAUGACUGGGUGUUUGAGCCAAAAUAGCACUUUAUUCUCUUUCUGGGAAGCAGAUUUUUAACCAUGUUAAGGAAAGUACCGUAAUCUACCAUAUCCAUGCAACUAUUACAGUGAUGUUAAUGACACAUGUGUGCACAUCAAGGUACGUCUUUCUGAAAGUGCAAUGUAAGGUACUCGACAAUUAUUUAGUGCAGAGAUGCAGCGCAAUUACCAAAAGUUAGUAACGUAUCCAAAGUUUAAAAAUCUGCUUACCGUUUGCUUCAUUAACAGGGUAGUCGAUGCUUACUAAUUGUGCAGGUUCGUUAUUGCAUGCAAGGUGGUGGUGGAAUAAACUACUACAUGCCUGGUGGGGGGGAUCAUCAAUCAGCCAUGUUAUUUAAAUGGAACAUGUGCUUGCAUUUUGUCAGUAAAAACCUUUUCUUUUCUGCCACAAAUGAGUUGCAUGAGAAUUAUUUUCACACUAAUUUUCUGUAUAUUCUGUGCUGUCCCAACGAUUAAGCAGGCCACCAUGAUUUUUCAAGAAGUUACUAUAAUAAAUUGGAUCAGGCUCCACUGCCA